Mustela lutreola (European mink) is the source of this 942-nucleotide messenger RNA. Its product is annotated as olfactory receptor 1J4-like. The record is from RefSeq and is a predicted model, not a curated record. Gene Ontology annotation, cellular component: membrane. NCBI's taxonomy places the organism in Eukaryota, Metazoa, Chordata, Mammalia, Carnivora, Mustelidae. Gene Ontology annotation, biological process: G protein-coupled receptor signaling pathway. Gene Ontology annotation, molecular function: olfactory receptor activity; G protein-coupled receptor activity. The coding region runs from base 1 to 942 and encodes 313 amino acids. The transcript is spliced from 2 exons.
AUGGACAGAAUCAACCAGUCCAGUGUCACUGAAUUCCUCCUCUUGGGUCUUUCUGAGAGGCCAGAGCAGCAGCCUCUCCUAUUUGCUAUCUUUGUGGGCAUGUACCUGGUCACUGUCAUGGGGAACCUGCUCAUCAUCCUGGCCAUUGGCUUUGACCCACACCUCCACACGCCCAUGUACUUCUUCCUGGCCAACCUCUCUUUUGCUGAUGCCUGCUUUUCUUCCACCACCGUCCCCAAGAUGCUGGUGAACAUCCAGAGACAAAGUCAGACCAUCCCAUAUGGAGGGUGUUUGGCCCAGAUGUACUUCUUCAUGACAUUUGGAGCAUUAGAUGACUUCCUCUUGGGGGUGAUGGCCUAUGACCGCUAUGUGGCCAUCUGCAGGCCUCUUCACUACUCCACGCUCAUGAGGCCCCUGGUGUGCAUGCUCCUUCUGGUGGCAUGCUGGCUUCUCACCAACCUUGCUGCUCUCCUGCACACUCUGCUUAUGGCUAGGCUUUCUUUCUGUGCAGGCAACAGCAUCCAUCACUUCUUCUGUGAUGUGGUCCCUCUGCUGCAACUGUCUUGCUCAGACACCAGCACCAACCAGGUAGCCCUAUUCACUGUGAGCUGCAUGAUCCUCACUGGUCCUCUCUCUCUGAUCAUUUUGUCAUAUGCACACAUCAUCUCCACCAUCCUCAGGGUUCCAUCUGCCAGAGGGAUCUUCAAAGCCAUGUCCACAUGUGGCUCCCACCUCUCUGUGGUAUCUUUGUAUUAUGGGACAAUUAUUGGGCUUUAUUUUUUCCCCUCAUCCAGCAGUUCCAGUGAAAAGAACAUAAUUGCCUCUGUGAUGUACACAGUGGUCACUCCAUUGCUUAACCCUUUCAUUUAUAGCCUAAGGAACAGAGACAUGAAGGGGGCCCUGGAGAAACUCUUCAACAGGGCAACAGUCUUAUGUCAGUGA